AUGGUGAUCGAGCCUUGCAACUGCACGUUUCAGCUUUUGAUGGAACAUGUAAACGAGAUUGAGUCGUAUAACGGUGGAGAUCAAGGUUACUUGAACGAGGUGUUCACGUGGUGGCAUCGGAUUCCGAAACACAUGAAUUUCUUGAAGCAUUUUUGGGUUGGGGAUGAAGAUGACGUGAAGCGCAAGAAAACGGAGUUGUUUGGAGCAGAGCCUCCUAUUCUUUAUGUUCUUCAUUACCUGGGGAUGAAGCCGUGGCUAUGUUACCGUGACUAUGACUGUAACUUCAACUCCGACAUAUUCAUUGAGUUUGCGACAGAUUGA
Molecule: messenger RNA, 321 nt
Organism: Brassica oleracea var. oleracea
Lineage: Eukaryota; Viridiplantae; Streptophyta; Magnoliopsida; Brassicales; Brassicaceae
Product: UDP-glucuronate:xylan alpha-glucuronosyltransferase 1-like
Exons: 1
Coding region: 1-321 (106 amino acids)
Biological process (GO): xylan biosynthetic process
Molecular function (GO): glycosyltransferase activity
Source: RefSeq, a predicted model, not a curated record